This is a messenger RNA of Akanthomyces muscarius, 3420 nucleotides long. RefSeq lists its product as uncharacterized. The record is from RefSeq and is a predicted model, not a curated record. Gene Ontology annotation, biological process: mitotic spindle orientation checkpoint signaling; nuclear migration along microtubule; establishment of spindle localization. The coding region runs from base 1 to 3420 and encodes 1139 amino acids. The transcript has a single exon. NCBI's taxonomy places the organism in Eukaryota, Fungi, Ascomycota, Sordariomycetes, Hypocreales, Cordycipitaceae. Gene Ontology annotation, cellular component: cell cortex; mating projection tip; spindle pole body.
AUGACGGCCGCGGAGUAUACCACUGCUGGGCCUCGCAGGGCCGAUGCCAGCAGCACCCACACCAGCAUCAGCACCGCGACGCCCAAACUGACGCUGCCGCCCAGGGUGCACACCCUUCCCAAGCCGCUCCCCUCGGACCAGUCCCCCCCUCAUACCCAUUCUCGCUCUCAUCCUCACAUUCGAAUACAGCGCCCUCACUCGCAUUUUGACCUGCGCGGACAGUAUGACAGCGACGGUCUCGAUCUGAGCCCCAACUCGCUUGGCUUCGCCGACAUCUACACCGGCGACGUGCCCACUCUGCCCUGUCCGUCUCUCUCGACCAGCUGGUCCAGCUCGUCCAUCGCAGACGACUCCACAUCCGCGUCGACAGUUACCAGAGCACACUCCGUCUCCACCACCAGCAGCCCAAGCCAGCCGGGCAGAGGCACCUCGACCGCCUGGAGCCGCUCCAGCAGCCGAACCCGCGACGACGACGCGGUCGACAACGACAACACACCAACGCCCACACCGGCACCAAUCCCUGCUGCUCCCACGGCCACCACUGUCAUCGUGGGUCAAGCUACUGUGGCUCCCGCUGCCGCUGCCGCUACUUUUGAUAGCAUCACCACAACUACUAUCGACGCAACAAACUCCCUCACCAGGCCGCCUUCCGCUACUCCAUCCACCGCCUCCUCAACCGCUCCCUCCUUUCGAAAGCCCGCCCCUGGUCUAGCUGCCCGUCUCAAGGCCUUGGGCUUUGGCUCCUCCAGAAAGUCGGCUCCCAACCCCACACCGCCCACUAGCGACCUCGUCGGCCGUCUCGACGAACACCAGCUACGCCAGCUUGACGAAAAACACAUCGCCGGCUCCAUCAGCUCCGUCAUUUCCAGGAGAGGCCGCCCUUGGAGAGGCGCCGGCGCCUCUUCUACCCUCAAGUCCUUUGCCAGUCAGCCCAACCUGCGCCCGCGUUCUGCUAUACCCGACCAGUCCCCGCGACUGCCCGAGAUUAGAGCUCCCGAUCCUCUCGAGAUGGACACCCAAAAGUACCGCCUGCCCGACCACACCAAUGGCAAUGGCACCAAAGUCACCCUCGAGACAAGGCGCGAGCAUCUCCAACGACAACCCCGCGCCCCAUCACCCGCCUUGUCGCCAACGCCCCCGCCUCCUCCCCCAAAAGAUACACCACCACCUCCCGCGACGCCUCCGCCCACAACACCCCCGGCCGCCUCGGGCCAAGGCGACUAUGUCCCUGGUCUUGGCUCCUAUUUCACCCCGAACCGCAAUCGUCCUGGCUCCAUCUACACCCUCUCCCGAGCCUCCUUUGCCAAUCAACUCGCCCAGCUCACCUCGCUACAGCUCCCUGAUGCCGCUUCGCUCUCGAGUAAGGUUUCUGCCAUCCCCACAGCCAGCGCAGCUACCAAGGCUCUCAUCAACGCCGCCGACCAGAUUCGAAGCUGGAUCUCAAAAGCCCAAGAGGUCAUUGGAGGCCUCGACAGCGAAGAUGAUGUCGAGUGGGCGGCGGCCGGCGGCCGUGAAGGCCUCAGCGACGUCGAGAUCGCCAUUGUACGGUUCGAGGAACUCAUCAACGCGUAUGUCUCGGCGAUUGAGGAACUUCAGCAGCGCGAUGAUUCUUCCCAGGUCCCCAAGGAAGACACCCAUCAAGCUGUAUCUCAGAUGGAAAUCAUCCUCGACGAGUGGUCUAAAAUCAAGUCCACCCUGCACAGCGUCCGUGGACAGGUUGAGAUCGCCAUGGAGUGGGAGGAGCUCUGGAACAAUGUACUGGGAGACAUACAAAGUGAAAUGGACGAGCUGAGCCGUCUCGUCUUCGAGAUGGAGGAACGCCGCCACAAAACCAUCGUUGCCAGCGCCGGCGGCGAUAAUGUUGACAUUGGUGACCUCGAGACGAUUGUCGAGGAUGGACCAGUCACAAUACCCCACGUGAAAUCUCCCGGCCGCCUGCCUAUAUCUACGGCUCCCCUGAGUCCCAGCUCGCCGACCACUCUCAAUGCUGCCAGCGCCAGCUUGUCCCAGGAUGACUCCAGCCUACUUGCUCUCUUCGCACGCAUGCAGCCUUUACGCGCCUCGCUCGACUUCCUACCCAUGCGCCUAUCCGUCUUUGAAACGAGAGCCGAGAACAUAUUUCCUACCGCGUGUGACGAGCUCACCAUGAGACGAACAGGCCUCGACAACAGCUAUCGAAAGCUGGAAAAGGACGCCGAGUCGCUGCGUAAGGAACUAGGUGAGGAUAGAUGGGUCAUUGUCUUCCGUGGCGCCGGUCGCCAGGCGCAAAAGAUGCAUGAAUCUGUCGAGCGGUCUCUCCUUAAGCUUCGCGAGGGCGUCGACGUUAGACUGCACCUCACUAAUCCCCCAAUCAUGACCAAGAAGAUAGAGAGCUAUCAAGCAAAAAAGCUGCACUAUGGCCCCGCCAUUGAACGUGUGCUCUCCAUCAUCGACCGCGGUGUCAAAGACCGUUUGACAGUCAACGGUGAAAUAUUGCGACUCCACACCGACUUGCAAACGCGCUGGUCAAUACUCAAGCAGAAUAUGCAGGAGAUGGACGGCGUCGUGGAAGGGAUCAUGGCCGACAACAGGAGCAAGCAGCUUCGGGAUUCCGUCUCAAGCCUCUUGUCCAACGAUCGAUCAACGGUUGGUAGUGGCCAUGACACGCCUGGAAGCUCACCGCCUUCGUCUGUCAUCAUGACGAGCCUGGGAUUUGACCCGCAUACUCCAGUGGCUGCGAAACCCAAGGCUCGCUCACCGAACACUCUUGCAUCGUCCAACCGCAGGUACUCAUCGCUCCCGGAACCGGCAUCGGCAUUUUCAAGGCGACAGGCCGCGAGGCUCUCAACCAUCCCCAGCUCUUCCGCGGGCACUCCCGUGCCAGGCAGCGCAAUUCCCCGACCUCCGUCUACUCUGGACCAUCGUCCCCGCUGGAAUACAUCAACAAAAACUCACGAGCUGGACACCGGCCUAAAGUACAGCCAGGCUCCUCAUCCGCCGUCACAACAUGCAAGCCCGAACACGCUCGCGACACCCAACCGACGCAUUGCCUCCGCAGCCUCCCCUGCCAGUACUGGCUCAAAACUGCCCACCAUGCGCAACAUUUUCCACCGCGCCACCUCGGAAUCGCCCCAAGUGGAACGAACGCCUUCUAGAACCAGCCACUCUCGCAUGGGAAUCCGAGAGCGCCUCGCCUCGCCAGGGCCUUACGCCCAGCAGACGCUGGCCAAGAAGUCUUCCAUGAGUGCCAUAGGCAACCGUCGUACAUCUCUUCAGCCGCCUCGUGCUGGCCACGGCGUCGAAGAGGGCCAGAGCCGACCAGCGAGCUCGCUGGCCUCACACAGAGAAAGCCUCUUGCCCAGAAUGCCUGGUCGAUCCAGCCCGAUGCUGUCCCGCAAAAAGGACACGACAGACCCCAAUAAGCCUCGCUGGCGAUUUUGA